AAUAAUUAUUAAAACAUAAUUUUACAUAACUCGGAAAUUUCUCGUCUAAUUAUAUAAAAAUGUCUUAUGUUUGAUUUAGUUUUAUUGUUUUAAGUUUAAAACUUUUAACCAAUUCUAUUUUACAUUUAGUAAAGAACGCAAAAAUAAUGAAUAAAUCGUUUUGAUAGUAACUAAACAAAAAUAUCUUCAAUAAUGGACGUUCCUAAAUCGAAAAAAUUCUGUUGCUCUUGCUGUGUUACGAUGGCAAAGAGUAUUCCUGUGAUAUUCAUAUUAUGUAUACUUGCGUGGUCAUACUAUGCAUACGUAUAUCAUCUGUGCCUUAAUCAAAUCAAGUCUCUAGAGAUUAGAGUGCCAUUUCUUCUGAUAUACCAUAUUAUACUUGUAUUUUUCCUAUGGUCUUACUUCAAAACCAUUUUCACGGAACCUGGUGGUGCACCACAAAAAGUAAUUUCCAUUCCCCGUCUUAUUUUAAUACCCGUAUUGAUUAUACUCAUUCGCAAACUUAUCUAUAUUUCAAUACAGUUCAAGCUCUCUGACGAAGUUUUCGAAGAAUUUAAUAAUCAUCCAAUUGAUUUAGCCAGACAAAGCAUUGUCCUACGUGAAUUUUCGAAAGAUCUACCAAUCAUGACAUUCACAAAUUCUGAUGAAAACUACUUUUCAGACAUCAGAUACUGUGAUAAAUGUAGAAUAGUAAAGCCCGAUCGAGCUCACCAUUGUAGCGUGUGUAGAAAAUGUGUAUUAAAAAUGGAUCAUCACUGCCCGUGGGUUAACAAUUGUGUCUCGUAUUCAAACUACAAAUAUUUCAUAUUAUUCUUAGCGUAUGGACUACUUAUGUGUAUUUAUGUUGCAUCCACCACAGUACAAUUUGUAUUGAAGUUUUGGGACGCCACAUCUGAUAUGAGAUUACAAGGCGCUUCGUAUAAAAUUCAUAUUAUAUUUUUAUUUUUUAUUGCUUCAAUGUUUUCAAUCAGUCUGUUCUCAUUGCUUGCCUAUCACAUUUACUUGGUUUCUAAAAAUCGUACUACCUUAGAAUCCUUUCGCCCUCCAAAAUUCAUGGAGCGUUAUGAUAAAAACGGAUUCAACUUAGGGUGCUUUAAUAAUAUUCAAGAAGUUUUUGGCAGAGAAAUUUUAUUAUGGCCUUUUCCUCUAAAUACAAGCCUUGGUAAUGGUGUAUCAUUUCCAAUCAACAAAAAGAUACCAGAAGCACAAAGUCUUUUGCACUCGACGAGUAUAUACGACCAUAAAACAUCAAUUGAUAUGGAAUCGUCCCAGAUGACAUCAGUUUUAUCUGCUAAUAGCAGUGCAGAACAAAAUAUCAGAAACCAUGUAAAAUGUCAAGAUCUUAUAGAAAUUUAGCACAAUUCAUAUGUUUGUGUAUUUUAUUUUAAUUCAAUAUUAUUUCUGUGAUA
Adelges cooleyi (spruce gall adelgid) is the source of this 1409-nucleotide messenger RNA. Its product is annotated as palmitoyltransferase ZDHHC2-like. Gene Ontology annotation, biological process: synaptic vesicle maturation; protein targeting to membrane; peptidyl-L-cysteine S-palmitoylation. NCBI's taxonomy places the organism in Eukaryota, Metazoa, Arthropoda, Insecta, Hemiptera, Adelgidae. Gene Ontology annotation, cellular component: Golgi apparatus; endoplasmic reticulum. The record is from RefSeq and is a predicted model, not a curated record. Gene Ontology annotation, molecular function: protein-cysteine S-palmitoyltransferase activity. The transcript is spliced from 8 exons. The coding region runs from base 193 to 1356 and encodes 387 amino acids.